Molecule: messenger RNA, 708 nt
Organism: Aphis gossypii (cotton aphid)
Lineage: Eukaryota; Metazoa; Arthropoda; Insecta; Hemiptera; Aphididae
Gene: RpS10b
Product: 40S ribosomal protein S10
Exons: 5
Coding region: 149-643 (164 amino acids)
Cellular component (GO): cytosolic small ribosomal subunit
Molecular function (GO): RNA binding; structural constituent of ribosome
Source: RefSeq, a predicted model, not a curated record
UUAUAUAUAAAAUUGUCUGUUGACAAAAAAUAUUUUGAGGUUGGUCGGUUGAUAACAUAGCCUUUUCUUUCUAAAUAAUUGUGGUAUUUACUACCUAGUCCCGUCGCUCGUUUUUGACUUAGAUAUUUUUUAUCCACUAACAUCCAAAAUGUUGAUGCCAAAAAAGAAUCGCAGGGCUAUCUAUGAAUACCUCUUCAAAGAAGGUGUUAUGGUUGCUGAAAAAGAUUUCCAUAAACCUGUACAUCCCGAUAUUGAAGGCAUUCCAAAUUUGCAAGUUAUCAAAGCUAUGCAGAGUCUCAAAUCUAGAGAUUAUGUCAAAGAACAAUUUGCAUGGCGUCACUAUUAUUGGUACUUGACAAACGAGGGAAUUCAAUACCUUAGGGAUUAUCUUCAUUUACCAACUGAGAUUGUUCCAGCUACAUUGAAGAGACAAGCUAGACAAGAUGCUAGAGGACCUAGAACCACUCCAGGUGGAAGACCAGAAGGUGGCCGAUCAGGUGAAGACAGAGCAACUUAUAGACGGGCUCCAGGUGCACCUGGAACUGACAAAAAAGCUGAAGUGGGUGCUGGUACUGCUGAAUUGGACUUUAGAGGACCUGGUGCAUUUGGUGGAUUUGGCCGUGGCAGAGCUCCACCUCAAUAAAUGUAAUUAUUUGUAUUACUUAAAAAUAAAAAAUUACAAAAUAAAAAAAGUAUAAAAUUUACAAA